UCUUCUUCUUCUUCUUCUUCUUCUUCUUCUUCUUCUUCUUCUUCUUCUUCUUCUUCUUCAUCUACCUAUACACAUCAAUCUAAACCGUCACAAUGGGCUGGUUCUCUGACGACUCUCCUCAGUCCGACUCGUACAACCAGUACCAGGAGGGCGGUGUCACCCGCGAGCACGAGGCUUCCUUCGCCCACGAGCUGAUCGCCGGCGCUGCCUCUUACGAGGCCGCCAAGGCCUACGAGGAUCACUGUGAGCGCAACGGCCAGCCCCCGAGCCACGAGAAGGCCAAGGAGAUCAUGGCCGGUUUCGCUGGUGCCUUCAUCGACCGUGAGGUUGAGACCCGCGGUCUGGACUUCAUUGACCGUGAGCGCGCUAAGCGUCAUGCCCAGGAGCACAUUGAGCAGGUUGAGGAGAGCCGCUUCAACUACUAAGUGCGUCUCUUCGAUUGAGAGUUGCAAUUGUCUAUACCAAUAUCUCUAAAUGUGAUUAUGUCUGCU
Penicillium subrubescens is the source of this 491-nucleotide messenger RNA. Its product is annotated as DUF3759 domain-containing protein. The record is from RefSeq and is a predicted model, not a curated record. NCBI's taxonomy places the organism in Eukaryota, Fungi, Ascomycota, Eurotiomycetes, Eurotiales, Aspergillaceae. Bases 93 to 425 code for a protein of 110 amino acids. The transcript has 3 exons.